Molecule: messenger RNA, 3492 nt
Organism: Trypanosoma conorhini
Lineage: Eukaryota; Euglenozoa; Kinetoplastea; Trypanosomatida; Trypanosomatidae
Exons: 1
Coding region: 1-3492 (1163 amino acids)
Molecular function (GO): protein-containing complex binding
Source: RefSeq, a predicted model, not a curated record
AUGGACCCGGCGCUGGCAGUCAGUUUUCCUACCCCGCCGUCCACGCGGCGCCCCAGCGGGCUUGCCGCGGCCGACGAGGAGAUGGAGGCGGAGGUGGCCGGGGUGGACCCGGAUCGAGUGUCUUUCAUGAACACCGCGCUCUGCGCCGUCCCGGGCGACACCCUCCGCGCCUUUUUUGCCCCAGUCAUGACGGUCAAGUCUUCCCUGCUCAGCCGGCAGCGCCUCACGCAGCGGCACCUCGCGUCCGACCCGGCGAAGGUGAGCAAGAUGUUUCAAGAGGCCAUACGGGUUCUCGCAAAGGCGCUCGUAGAUGCCUCGCUUGACCUCUUUGAAACCGCAAUGCCGCUCGACGAGAAUGAGCUCGCGGCCGUGUUGAGAGGAAAACUGACGCCGGUUUGCUACGAACCAGGGGCGGUGCUUGUGUACCCCGGUGAGUGCCCAGAGGGGUUGUUUGUGCACGUGGUGCUGAGUGGCAGUGUUCAGGUGGUGAACUAUCAGAUGCAAAGCCGCAAAGGUCCCAUUGGUGAUAGCAGCAAAAGACAAUACUUUUCUGGCAAUGAUUUGCUGCGACUAAACGGAGUCUUGGGCUUUCAGCCAGAGCUCUUUCGGCUUCUCGCUGUUCCUCUGGAGCCCCACAGCGAUGCGACCAGUGAUGUAGCCUCCACCUCUAAUAUGUCUACAUCUAUUCAACGCUCGCUUCGGCGUGCGUCGCGAAUCGUCGGGCAACCAACACUUUUGGCCACCCGCACGGAACUCUUUAGAGCUCCCUAUGUAUGCUGUGCCACUGAGGCGUUGGGGUUAGAGCCUUUUCGGCUUGCCACGGUUACCGCCGAGGCGCCGCCGCCGACAGGCAAGGGCGAUUUAGUCUAUGACCCAAGAGUGACUGGGACAAUGCGUGUGCGCGCCACCGAUCUCCAUAAUGCGCUUAUGGAGCUUGCAUUGCGUCAUAGCGAGACGCGCAAGCUAUCUUCUUCGCUAGUUGUCUCAGGUCGUUAUUUGCCCACGCCGUUGCAGUACAUUGAGGCCGCACGGGUGCGGGCCAUCACGCGUCAUUAUCCAAUGAAUGAGAUUCUUAUGCGUCAGAGCUGGUUGCUGCAGGACACUCCAGCCCAUACGAUACGCGCCCUUGUCACUCAACUGGCACCGCGGUGCUACGCUCCAGGAGAGGUUAUUCUCUGUCCUCACAGCGUUUCGCGCCAGCUUUGCUUCCUGCGGCGCGGCACUUUGACGAUUGAGGAGCCCCCGUCGACGGCCCCUCUUGGCGCGGGCACGUGCAGCUGUGUGGGUGCUGCUCGCGCAAAAAGGAAUAUCUUGCAAGAGGUGCCGGUGGGGGCCUCCUUUGGUGAGUUGUCUGUGCUGUUUGGGGAACCAAGACAUUUUGUCCUUCGGGCACAGACGAUCUGCGACAUUUGGUGCCUUUCCUGCCAAAGUUUUGCGGCAACCGUGCGACGCGACGACGCGCUGCGGCGAAAUUUGCUUUCCAAGGCCGCCGCCCUGCGGAUGCGGUGGCUGGGAGAGCAGCGGUACACCGCAGCGCUGGCGCAGGUGUUGCGUGACAGCUGCGAGCUCUUCCGCGAGGCGCCGGACAGUUUUAUCCGCCUCGUGCAGGAGCGCAUGGAGCCUGUCGUCUACCCACCCGCGACGCUGCUGACCUCCAUCUCUACCCGCUGCGAGGAGAUGCUCCUUAUCCUUCACGGCAAGGUGACGUCGAUCGUCGACGGCGUCGCCGAGUACGGCGCCGGCAGCGUGCUCGGCGAGCCCACCAUCAUCGGACACCGCUGGCCGCUGGGCCUCGUGUCAAAGUCCAUGGUGGAGGGCUGGAAGCUGAGUCGGCUGAACCUUCGCGACGCGCUGCUCCGCAUUGAAGUCCUCCGUCGCCACUCCGGCGAGGUCGGCUCCCACGCACCGCAGCUGAUGCAGAGCGUCUUCGCGCCCCCGGUGCCCCCGUGCGACGUGGAUGCCGUGGGACGCUCGCGGAUGCCUUUGGUGGGCCCGCCACCGCGUGGUCGGACGUACAUGGAGUUCGCCAAGUGGCUCGCGGAGGCGCAGCUGAAGGCCAUAUGCUUCCGCUUCCGGGACUACAUCAAGUGGGACGAUAUUUCCUACACGCCUCCAGGGGAGGCGCCGUCGCGGCCGUCCACGGUGCCGCCGGCAUCUGCGGGUGACACCGCCGUGUCUGACGCCGGCACCCUCAGUUUUGACUCCAUGGCGGGAAGCGGCGUGCAGGCGGUGCGUCGUGUGAAGAAAAGCGUGUCCACGCGGCCAAAGAAGGGGCGCAAGUUUGUCGCCGGGAGCAACUUCCCCUUCCACGUGAAUCUCGCCAUUGUGCACCAGCCAUUCACACAGUCCUUUCUCCGCAAGCCGCCCUCCGUGUUCAAGGAGGAUGAGGAGGAGGAGGAGGAGCCUCUCCUGGCGAGGCAGCGAGCCGUCGCUGCCAAACCAAACGCGCGCGUGCGGGUCAGUGCGAUGCCGCAGUUAGAGCAGCUAAAAACACUUUUUGAAGGCCGGGACAAGUUGCGCAAGACGGAGACCAAGCAGCAGGAGCUUGCGGAGAUGCACCAGGAGCGGCUCGAUCUUGUCAAUGUGACCCGUUUUGGCAACCCGCCGCCUAUCCACAUCUUUUUGCAGGGCAGCCGACCGCGGGUUCAGAUCACGGUGGAGGAGGCCAUCAGCGUGGGGUACGUGCUGCAGUUUCCGGACACGAAGAGCAUCCAGUUCUGUGUCUCCAGCAUCGACUCCGACGUGACAAUUGGGUUGCCGCAGCACCGACAGAGGCGGCGCGAGAUGGCGCUCACCCCCAACGUCCGCCACUACCGCCGCUGCUUCCUCUUCGCCGCCUCCCAGUUGGAUGAGAAGAGCAAAGAGGAGGCGUUGGUGAAGGCGGCCGCGGUGCGUGACGCGGAGGACAACGAGAAGGCCCACCACCUCACCACGCUUCUCCUGAGCGAGAUGCCAGAGGAGGAGCCGCAGCCCAGAGCCCUGCCCACUGCAGGGGUUCGGGAGGGCAGUGGCGCCCCUUUGGACUGGCAGCGGAGCUCCCCCUUCCGCUCCUUAUCCUGCGGCACAGUGACCCCGAGCAAGCAGACACCCCCUGGCAGGCAGCCUUUUUCCCCUUCCAGAGAGCAGGAGGAGUCUGUGUUCCUCCGACAACUUCGCGCCAACCCGGAGAAGGCGAUGAACUCCCUUCGCUCGAAGCUGAAUUUGCCGCUAGAAAAUGCGGAGCGUGAGACACCCGAAAACGAAGCCUUUCAUUCUUCCGCUGAUACCCUGCCAAACCCGAGCUCUGCAACGCAGGGAAAUGACUUGAUGGAUCGCCUACGCCGCGCCUCCGAUGUGCAUGAGUUGAAGCCACUGGAAGGCUCACUCAGUGGAGCCCCACCGCGGCUGCCGAGCAGUCUGCCUGAAGAGAAAGAAGCAGGCAAGGUGGGAGAAGAACGCACGGGGUCAGCUGGCCUCCUUCAUGGGCGGCGAGGGCGCACCGCUCUUUGUUGA